Messenger RNA from Sorex fumeus (smoky shrew), 1657 nucleotides. It is a transcript of the gene LRP11, whose product is annotated as LDL receptor related protein 11. Gene Ontology annotation, molecular function: protein binding. The coding region runs from base 1 to 1410 and encodes 469 amino acids. NCBI's taxonomy places the organism in Eukaryota, Metazoa, Chordata, Mammalia, Eulipotyphla, Soricidae. The transcript is spliced from 7 exons. The record is from RefSeq and is a predicted model, not a curated record.
AUGCCGCUGAUGCUGAUGCUGGGCCUGUGGCUGCCCAGCGUCCGCGCGGCCGCCCCGCCGCCGUCCGAGCCGCGCGCCGCGCUGCCGGGCGUGGAGCAGCUGCUCGAGGAGUUCGGGCGGCAGCUGCGGCAGGACGAGCCGGAGCCGGAGCCGGAGUCGCAGCCGGAACCGGAGCCGCAGGGAGGCUGCCCCGGCCCGCGCGGCGAAAGCCGCGGCGGCUACAGCGUCCUGCACGACACCAUCAUCCGCACCCGGGACUCCCUGGCGGCGGGCGCCAGCUUCCUGCGCGCGCCGGCGGCCGUGCGCGACGGGGCCGAGUGCGUGGCCGCCUGCUGCGCCGAGCCGCGCUGCUCCGUGGCCGUGGUGGAGCGGCCCGCGCGGCCCCUGCCCGCCGCCGGCGCGCUCGGCUGCUACCUGUUCAACUGCACCGCGCGCGGCCGCAGCGUCUGCAGGUUCGCCGCGCACCGCGGCUACAGCAGCUACAGCCUCCGCCGGGCCCCGCGCGGCCGACCCGCGCCCCCGCCGGGAAGGGAUGAGCCUCCACUGAGCAAGGCUGGGAAAGACGUGGUUCUGCACCUGCCCACAGAUGGGGUGAUUCUGGACGGCCGCGAGAGCUCAGACGAUCACGGCAUCAUCCGCUAUACGUGGACGCUGUUGCAGGGUGACAUGUCCGCCAACAUGAAGGUACCUCAGUCUGGAAUCCUGAAGCUGUCCCACUUGCAGGAAGGAAAGUACGACUUUCAGCUGACAGUGACGGACACGGCCGGCCAGAGCAGCUCCGACAACGUGUCUGUGACAGUGCUGCCUGCCGCUUUGGCCCCCAGAGGAUGCCUGACGGUUUGCUCUCGCUACCACUUCUUCUGUGACGACGGCUGUUGCAUCGACAUCACGCUGGCGUGCGAUGGCGAGGAGCAGUGUCCCGACGGGUCUGACGAGGCUUUCUGCCAAAACGUGGCCCUUGACCGGAAGAUGGUGACCCACACCGCCACGGCCCAGCCUAGAACCACGGGGCCCAGUGAAGAUGCAAAGCAGACCUCCUUGUUGGAAACAUCCCAGAGAGGCACAGUCCCGAACCAGCACCCUACGUCAUCAGACAUGGAGAGGAAGAAUCAUUCCAUCUUCUGGGAACCAGGACCUCAAAUUCGUCCUGUCACAUCAGAGAGUGCUUCCUCGGGGAAGGACAUAUCAGAGGAAAAUUAUAUUUUCGAAUCUAAGAGUGAUCGUGGAGGAAGGGAACACCCCGCUCCAGAAGCAGGCGCUGUGCUUCCGCUGGCCUUGGGUUUGGCGAUCACUGCUUUGCUGCUUCUCCUGGUUGCUUGCCGCCUCCGACUGGUCAAACAGAAACUUAAAAAAGCUCGGCCCAUUACAUCUGAGGAAUCUGACUACCUCAUCAAUGGGAUGUAUCUCUGAGUUUCAUUUACAUAGCUGGGGGGACCAGGGCAGUUGUCGCUUAUAAUUUAUACAGACAUCGGGAUCUAGACCAUUAGACCUAGUGAUUUUUAGUGAUUUUUAACUGGGCUAAGGGAAACCAUUUAAAACCCCCCAAGGUUCUGCAAACCUCGAAUCUUUGUUUUUAAUUUACUGUAGAUUUUUCCUUGGAAAGUAAAUGAAAUAUUUUGAGAUUGUAGAAGUCUGAUUAAAGAGAGUUAUAAUUCUG